AUGAUCAGGGGGGCUUGGAUGUAUCCAAGAGAAGAUGACGCUGUGUUAAAAAUUUGUUGUGCACCAAGACAAAACGACAAACCCUGCGCUGAUUCCGAGAGGGCACAGAAAUGGCGAAUGUCUCUGGCAUCCCUUCUAUUUUUCACUGUCCUCCUCUCUGAUCAUCUGUGGCUCUGUGCUGGAGCCAAGCUCAGAUCCAAGGAUAGGAGCUUAGCCAUGCAGACGCCUUGGGGGGACGCAAGCCAGCGCGCCUUCCAGCCACAUUUCCUACUGACAGGGGAUCAACAGUCACAGGAGGGGAGGUGUGAGAUUUUUUUAAGCAAUUUGACCAAAUUUGCUGCUCCGAUCCCAUAUUGCACUGGUGCCCGGGGUCAUUUCGAUCUGGACUCAGCUUGCACCAAAUUGUAUUCCUUGCAGCGACUCUUGGGCUCUUUCCCUUCUGUACCCUUAAGGCCACCCCCCUCCUCCUCCUCCUCCUCUUCAUCAGCCUCUUUUUUUUCCUCUUCCUCCUCCAAAAUAAACUUCUUAAAGGCUUAUUUUAGGAACUUCAACCUCUCUUUUUGUGAUACUUACACGAUCUGGGACCUGCUGCUGGGCAUGGCCGGCCCAGACAGCUUGGAUUGCAGUUUGGACAACCUGAUGGUGGAUUUCGUGGCUGCUGCAGCCGGUGCUCUGGACGGAGAGGCGUGUAGCAGCUGCGUCCAGGCUUAUCAGAGGCUGGACCAACACGCUCAGGAAAAAUAUGAGGAGUUUGACCUCUUGCUGGAGAAAUACUUGCAAUCAGAAGAGUAUUCAGUUAGAUCCUGCAUAAGAGACUGCAAGGCUGUCUACAAGGCCUGGCUGUGCUCCGAGUAUUUCAAUGUGACACAACAACAGUGCCAACACCGGAUUCCAUGCAAGCAAUACUGCCUGGAGGUGCAGACCAGGUGCCCCUUUGUGUUACCUGACAAUGACGAGCUGAUCUAUGGAGGGUUGCCUGGUUUCAUCUGUACGGGGUUGCUAGAGAACCAAUUAUCCAAUGAGGAAGCAAAGUGCUGCGAUGUGCAAUGGGACUCUUGUGACCACCCACCAGACAGCAACUACAAUGCGUCCCCCAAAUCCACAGAGUCGGAGUCAUUCCAUUACCACCGUCAUGACCCCCACCUUCAUCACCACCAGCAGCAUCACUAUCACCUCUACCACCACCACCAGUACCACCCACCAUCUUUGCUGCCUGUCUCCGCAGGGUCUCGCCUCAGCAACAGCAAAAUCAGACUGUGCGUCCUGGUCCUUAUGCUUCUGCACACCAUGGUGUCCUUCUCAAGCGUGCACAGCAGUGAGGGGACUGCCAGCAGGGGGCUGAGCUUUGAGGCCCUGCCUGCCAUGGAUGAGAGCAUAACAAGAGAUGAGUGACCCAGAGGGGAAAGGAAACGUCCAAGCAGAGUGCCGGCUCUUUUCCUGCCAAGGGGGGCACACGCUAUUCCUCCAAUAGGAGGCACAGGAUUGGGGGUGAUGCACACACACACCCCUACCCAC
Molecule: messenger RNA, 1515 nt
Organism: Mauremys reevesii (Reeves's turtle)
Lineage: Eukaryota; Metazoa; Chordata; Testudines; Geoemydidae
Gene: NALF2
Product: family with sequence similarity 155 member B
Exons: 3
Coding region: 1-1392 (463 amino acids)
Biological process (GO): calcium ion import across plasma membrane
Cellular component (GO): plasma membrane
Molecular function (GO): stretch-activated, monoatomic cation-selective, calcium channel activity
Source: RefSeq, a predicted model, not a curated record